This is a messenger RNA of Lathyrus sativus (Indian pea), 1149 nucleotides long. The record is from the annotation of a GenBank genome assembly. NCBI's taxonomy places the organism in Eukaryota, Viridiplantae, Streptophyta, Magnoliopsida, Fabales, Fabaceae.
AUGUUCAUGGCAAAUCGUGUGGUUCCUAAUCCUCCUGCACCUCAUCCAGAUGCUUUUCAUGUGUCUGGUCCUAGGAACUUCACCACCCUUAAUUGGAGAGACCUUAUCACUUCCAGUUGGAAGGAUGCAAAGUACAAAAGAACUGUCAUUUCCUGCUUCAUACAAGCAGUUUACUUGCUCGAACUUGAUAGACAGGAAAAAAGAACUCAAGAGAAUGCCUUAGCUCCAAAUUGGUGGAUUCCGUUCAAGUACAAGCUCACAAAAACAUUAGUUGACGAAAGAGAUGGAUCCAUUUUCGGUGCAAUACUUGAAUGGGAUCGGUCUGCAGCAUUAACUGACUUAGUGCUAGUUAGACCAAAUGGUGCCCCUAGAGCUGUUUUAGUACUCAGAGGAACAUUACUCAAAAGUCCUACAAUGCGGAGAGACAUUGAAGACGACCUCCGUUUCGUUGCUUGGGAAAGCUUAAGAGGGUCUGUCAGAUUUAAAGUGGCAUUGGAGGCUCUAAAAUCAAUUUGUGAUGCAUACGGAAGUAAUAAUGUGUGUAUUGCCGGACAUUCUUUAGGUGCUGGUUUUGCUCUUCAAGUAGGAAAACAAUUAGCAAAACAAGGAAUCUAUGUGGAGGCGCAUUUGUUUAAUCCGCCUUCAGUUUCAUUAGCCAUGAGUCUCAAAAAUCUCGGAGAAAAGGCCGGAUAUGCGUGGAGUAGAGUUAAAUCUAUAAUUCCUUAUGGAAAGGAAGCUCAAGUUAGCAAUGAUGUGGAAAAGACCACAGUUGUCGAAUCAAAGGGUUGGAUGUCUCGGUUAUAUGGUUCUGGUUUGAAGGAUCCUAACGUUGUUGUUGGCAUGGCAAAAUGGAUUCCUCAUUUAUAUGUUAACAACAGUGACUACAUAUGUUGCUAUUACAAUGACCCUAGUGGCACAGCAGAGAAGGUUGUUGAUAAGGAGAAUGUUGGUGGACAAAUUACAGCGAAAUUGUUUGUUGUGUCGAAGGAAAAACAGAAAUUUCUUGAGGCUCAUGGUUUGGAACAAUGGUGGUCAAGUGAUGCAGAACUUCAACAGGUUAUUCAUAAUAGCAAACUCAUAAGUAGACAACUUUCAUCUUUAUAUACUUAUACUCCUUCCCAAGCAGUAACAAGGGUUGUGCCACAAUAA